Messenger RNA from Cheilinus undulatus (humphead wrasse), 5592 nucleotides. RefSeq names its product protein NLRC3-like. NCBI's taxonomy places the organism in Eukaryota, Metazoa, Chordata, Actinopteri, Labriformes, Labridae. Gene Ontology annotation, molecular function: protein binding. The coding region runs from base 190 to 3912 and encodes 1240 amino acids. The transcript is spliced from 15 exons. The record is from RefSeq and is a predicted model, not a curated record.
GUUUUUCUCGUUGAGGGAGGCAGUCUGAGUAUCUCUGAGCCGCUUUACAUCAGGUGCAGUUCCUCUCUGUGCUGAGGUGAUGGUGAUGCUAAAGUCUCUGUAAACUGGAUGUGACGUCAGCAGCUGAACUCUUGAGUAUUUUUUGGUGUGACUGCUGAGAGCAACUCUCUCAGCAGGGGGCGCUCUGCUAUGGCUCAGUGUGGGGACAAAGAGGAGGGAGGCCGUCCCUUUAAAAUCUCUGGGUGUGAAGAAGAUGAAGCUCUGAGGACAGAGAAGCAGAGACCAGAUUCUCCUGGAGGCAGCGGCGUCUCCUUUAAGAGUGACCAGUCUAUGGGUAAACUCAUUAACUUAAAAAAGAGAGGUCCUGAUGGUGGAAGGACAGAGAAGCAGAGACCAGAUUCUCCUGGAGGCAGCGGCGUCUCCUUGAGUGACCAGUCUAUGGGUAAACCCAUCAGCUUUGAAAGGGAAGGUGCUGAUGGUGGAAGAACGAAGCAGAGACAAGAUUCUCCUGGAGGCAGUGGCGUGUCCUUUAAGAGUGACCAGUCUAUGGGUAAACCCAUCAGCUUUGAACGGGGAGGUCCUGAUGGUGGAAGAACAGAAAAGCAGAAACCAGAUUCUCCGGGAGGCAGUGGCGUUUCCUUUAAGAGUGACCAGUCUAUGGGUAAACCCAUCAGCUUUGAACAGGGAGGUCCUGAUGAUGGAAGAGAGAUUCACAGUGAUCCUUCAACCAAGCAGCAUCAAACAGACCUGGACUCCACAUUUAAGCUGCUGGAGGAGAACGUCACCACCUUCGUAAAGAAUGAGUUGAUGAGAGUCCAGAAGGUUCUGAGUCCAGAUUACCCAGCAAACUUAGAGAGCCAGAGCGACGACAAGAAGGUUUUCGAUGGAGAGGAAGAAAAGCAGAGGAGAGACAGCAGGAAUGUUUUUCUGAAGAUCAUUUUGCACUUUCUGAGGGAAAUGAAACAGGAAGAGCUGGCUGACCUUCUCCAGAGCAGAACUUAUGAUGCGAUGUGCCGGGCUAAACUGAAAUCCAACCUGAAGGAAAAGUUCCAGUGUGUGUUUGAGGGGAUCGCUAAAGCAGGAAACCCAACCCUUCUGAACCAGAUCUACACAGACCUCUACAUCACUAAGGGAGGGACUGGAGAGGUCAACGAGGAACACGAGGUCAGACAGAUCGAAACAGCAUCCAGGAAGCUAGACCAACCAGAAAUGGCGAUUCAUUGUGAAGACAUCUUUAAAGGCUCACCUGUAAGAGAUGAACCAGUCAGAACAGUCAUGACAAAGGGCGUUGCUGGCAUCGGGAAAACAGUCUUAACACAGAAGUUCACUCUGGACUGGGCUGAAGAAAGAUCCAACCAGGACAUCCAGUUCAUAUUCCCGUUCACUUUCAGAGAGCUGAACCCAAUGAACGAGAAAAAGCUCAGUCUGGUGGAGCUUGUUCAUCAAUUUUUCCCAGAAACCAAAGAAGCAGGACUCUGCAGGUUUGAGGAGUUCCAGAUUGUGUUCAUCUUUGAUGGUCUGGAUGAGUGUCGACUUCCUCUGGACUUCCACAAGAAUGUUAUCCUGACUGAUGUUACCAAGUCCACCUCAGUGGAUGUGCUGCUGACAAACCUCAUCAGGGGGAAACUGCUUCCAUCUGCUCGCCUCUGGAUAACCACACGACCUGCAGCAGCCAAUCAGAUCCCUCCUGAGUGUGUUGACAUGGUGACCGAGAUCAGAGGGUUCACUGACCCUCAGAAGGAGGAGUACUUCAGGAGGAGAUUCAGAGAUGAGGAGGAGGCCAGCAGAAUCAUCUCCCACAUCAAGACAUCCCGAAGCCUCCACAUCAUGUGCCACAUCCCGGUCUUCUGCUGGAUCACUGCUACAGUUCUGGAGGAUCUGCUGAAGACCAGAGAGGGAGGAGAGCUGCCCAAGACCCUGACUGAGAUGUACAUCCACCUCCUGGUGGUUCAGACCAAAGUGAAGAGCAUCAGGUAUGAAGGAGGAGCUGAGACUAAUCCAUUCUGGAGUCCAGAGACCAGAAAGAUUAUCCAGUCUCUGGGAAAACUGGCCUUUGAGCAGCUGCAGAAAGGGAACCUGAUCUUCUAUGAACCAGACCUGAUGGAGUGUGGCAUCGAUAUCAGAGCAGCCUCGGUGUACUCAGGAGUGUUCACGCAGGUCUUCAGAGAGGAGAGAGGACUGUACCAGGACACGGUUUUCUGCUUCAUCCAUCUGACUGUUCAGGAGUUUCUGGCUGCUCUUCACGUCCAUCAGACCUUCAUCAACUCUGGAGUCAAUCUGAUGGAAGAGGAACAAACAACCUCAAUGAUGGCUGAAGCAAGAAGCCCACAACCUGACCAGACAAGUCUCUACCAGAGUGCAGUAGACCAGGCCUUGCAGAGCCCAAAUGGAAAUCUGGACUUGUUCCUCCGCUUCCUCCUUGGUCUUUCCCUGGAGACCAAUCAGAAUCGCAUCCAGCAUCUACUCUGUCACACAGGAAGUUCACUGCCGACACAGUCUGAGAGUAACUCACAGACUAAAACAGAAACGGUCCAGUACAUCAAGACAAGAAUCAAUGAGAAUCUGUCUGCAGAGAAAAGCAUCAACCUGUUCCACUGUCUGAUUGAACUGAAUGAUCGUUCUAUCGUGGAGGAUAUCCAGUGGUCACUGAGAUAUGGAGGUCUCUCCCCUGAUGAACUGUCUCCUGCUCAGUGGUCAGCUCUGGUCUUCAUCUUACUGUCAUCAGAAAAUGAUCUGGAUGUGUUUGACCUGAAGAAAUAUUCUGCUUCAGAAGACGCUCUUUUGAAACUGCUGCCAGUGAUCAAGGCCUCCAACAAAGCUCAGCUAGGACACUGUAACCUCUCAGAGAAAAGCUGUAAAGUUUUGUCCUCAGUCUUUAGCUCUUACUCCCCUAGUCUGAGAGAGUUGGACCUGAGCAACAACGACCUGCAGGAUUCAGGAGUGAAGGAACUGUCUUAUGGACUCAGGAGUCAAAACUGCAGACUGCUAACUCUUAGGCUGCGAGGCUGUAACCUCUCAGAGAAGAGCUGUGACCCUCUGUCCUCAGUCCUGAGCUCCCAGUUCUCCAACCUGAGAGAGAUGGACCUGAGCGACAACGACUUGAUGGAUUCAGGAAUUAAGCUAUUGUCUGAUGGGCUGAAGAGUCAACACUGUUGUCUGGAAACUCUCAGCGUUUCAGGCUGCCUGAUCACAGAGGAAGGCUGUGCUUCUCUGGCCUCAGCUCUGGGCUCCUCUCAUCUGAGAGUGCUGGACCUAAGCUACAAUCAUCCAGGAGAGCGAGGGAAGAAGCUUCUGCUGGAGCGACAGAGGGAUCCACAGUGCAGACUGGAGACACUGAGGUUGGAUCAUGGUGGACCACAAAGACUGAAACCUGGUUUGAAGAAAUAUGCCUGUGAGCUGGAACUGGACACAAACACGGUCAACAGAAAGAUCAAACUGUUUAAAAACAACAAAAUGAUGGCACGUGUGGAGGAGGAGCAGCCGUAUCCUGAUCAUCCAGACAGAUUUGAUGUCCAGCCUCAGCUGCUGUGUAGAACUGGUCUGACAGGUCGCUGUUACUGGGAGGUUGAGUAUAGAGGAGGUAUGUCUGUCGCAAUGAGUUACAGAGGAAUCGGCAGGAAAGUAGAGGGUAGUGAAAGCUUUUUUGGACUGAAUGAUCAGUCCUGGAGUCUCUUCACCUUAAAGGAAGAUUUCCUUGUCUGUCACAAUGGCAAAACUUGUGGGAUUAAAUCCUUCUCCUCUGAUGUAGAUAGAGUUGCAGUGUACCUCGAUCACCCAGCUGGUAUUCUGUCCUUCUACAGCAUCUCCUCUGACACACUGACCCACAUCCACACCUUCAACACCACAUUCACUGAACCUCUCUAUCCUGGGUUUAUAGUCCACUGUCCCUCAGUGUCCCUGUGUUCUCUGUAGGUCUGAGAAACACUGCUGACUGAAGAGAUUCCAAGAGCCAGGCUGUAAACAGGUUUAUUUCUGCUUUAAAAAUUGAGUUUUUAAUUUGGGGUGUAGAUGGGAUGUUUGCUGCUUCUGCAGAUGCAGACACGCUGCUGGACACUACAGGAAACUGUGGCUUUUUGCACUUAAUCUUUGGCUUUAUUUUUUAGAAGUUGCAGCCUGGUAUUCAGCUAGCAUAGCAUGGUGUUGAUAAACCAUGCUAAUUAGAGCCCGUAGCCAUCUGUGGUGAUAAAAUGCUGGAUUCCCAGGUCUCCCAAGGAAAGGGGGGGUGGGGGGCUUCCCUGUUGUUUAUCAGUUUCUCAGCCUUAGAGAAGCCAGUGUGACAUUUCUGAUUGAAAAUAUCUCUCAAGAGACAAUCAUGCCUUAACAAUUGGUGAUCGUAACAGGGGUUAUCACGGUGCCUAUGAGUGUCUGUAAAGCAGUAAAAGAAAACAACACUGUUCCCAACACCUAUGAAGUAGCGGAUUGUAAACCACUGCACCAGCUCUUUGAUUGGCCCGUGCUUCCUCUCUCUCUCUGGACAGAAACAACAAAAACAGAUGGUGUCAUAAAUAACUAGGACCCUCUCCACAGGACUAUGACAGCAUAGAGUCAAGAUCUCAAAAAUCACCGUAAACAUAAGUUUGUUCAACAAAACAUUUCCAUAUUUGUCUGAUAUAAAAGCACAACGAAAUAUUCUCUGUUUCUAUAAUCAUUAAAAUGGCUGGGAAAUUAGAGUUUCAGUUUUCAUCACAUCUUCCCUGGACUUACACUGCCGUCACCACACGUCUCCACAUGGCUGACCCCCCUUUUUUGUGUUAAUACAUUGUCUUAAUGCUUAUACUGUAUGUGCCAGUUAGGUUGUGAUUUAUGUUUAACUGUAUAGCAUGUAAUUGAUGUGAUAUUAUUCUAGAGCUUUAUAACCAUUUAUUGAUUCCUCUUGGGGAAGGAACUCAGUCUAAGUGUUUGACAGCGGACUACCUGAGAUAUGCACUGAAGCCAGGAGAGAGUUAAACGGACUGAUUUGAUUGGUCAAGACCUUACACAAUGACAUUUUUAGAUCUUGGGUUUUUUUCAACUAUCAAAUUUGAAUAAAGCUCAUUUGAAUGUAUUUUUUAUGAUAAACUGUUUGCACCCUACAAGAAUUCCACAUCGCUGAAAAACUAUAAAACUAAAACUAAUAAAAGCUAAACUAAAAUGAAGCAUUUUUGAAAAGUCUGGUUUAAGAUGACAAAGUCUGAAAUACGUUUACGAAUCUUGAAACUUUGGUCACUUCCAGCAUUUAGUACAAGAUACCAUGUGGUGUUUUACUUUGUACAUUUUGCUUUAUUAUGGUAAAUUCCGGUUUCCGGAGUCACUUCUGCUGGCCGCUUACUUUACUUUGUGUUCCCUGAGGCAAUCACCCCUCCCCCCCGGUGCUGUGGAGAGAUCACACCUGCAGCGAGUUCUCAUCAGGAGGGACUACUUAAGAUCGGCUGCAGCUCUCCACCAGCGCCUGAGUUUUGACUACCUUCCCUAGCGUUCCUCACUCCCCGCUCACUGCAGCCAGCUCCAGCACUCUCUCCCCCCCCCGGAUUCUUGGACUCAUAUUCCCUAAUUACCCACCUGUGCAAAUAAAACUGUUUAACUGCUCCUCCGCCUCUGCAUCCUGGGUUCUGC